Molecule: messenger RNA, 786 nt
Organism: Staurois parvus
Lineage: Eukaryota; Metazoa; Chordata; Amphibia; Anura; Ranidae
Source: the annotation of a GenBank genome assembly
AUGAUUCUGUAUUUGUAUUGCAGGAGGGACAGUAGCGUCAUUAAAGAAGAAAUUAAAGCCUUUCUGGCAAACCGAAGAAUAUCGCAGGCUGUGGUUGCACAGGUCACAGGCAUCAGUCAGAGCAGGAUCUCUCACUGGCUGCUCCAGCAAGGCUCCGAUUUAAGCGAGCAGAAGAAAAGAGCUUUCUAUCGGUGGUACCAGCUGGAGAAGACGAGUCCUGGUGCAACUCUAAGUAUGAGACCAGCUCCCAUCCCUAUAGAUGACACAGAGUGGAGGCAAACCCCACCCCCUGUCACCGCUACCUCCGGUACAUUCAGGUUACGACGGGGCAGCCGGUUCACCUGGAGGAAAGAGUGUCUGGCUGUCAUGGAAAGCUAUUUUAAUGAAAACCAGUAUCCAGAUGAGGCCAAGCGAGAGGAAAUUGCCAAUGCGUGCAAUGCAGUCAUACAGAAACCAGGCAAGAAACUUUCAGAUUUGGAGCGAGUUACCUCCUUGAAAGUCUACAACUGGUUUGCCAACAGGCGGAAGGAAAUCAAAAGAAGAGCUAAUAUUGAAGCAGCAAUCCUGGAGAGUCAUGGGAUCGAUGUACAAAGUCCUGGUGGGCAUUCGAACAGUGACGAUGUGGAUGGCAACGAUUACUCUGAACAGGAUGACAGCACCAGUCACAGCGACCACCAAGACCCAAUCUCCUUGGCCGUUGAAAUGGCUGCAGUCAACCACACCAUCCUGGCGCUGGCCCGGCAGGGGGCCGGAGAGAUCAAGACAGAGGCUCUGGACGAUGACUGA